AUGGAGAUCGAUAAAGCGAUUUGCGAAAGUGAUGAUACGAGAUUGAAGACAAAGUACAACAAUGCUAUCUAUGUUAUCCAAAGGGCUCUUGCUCUCUACACUGUUGAGGAGGUUGCAUUCAGCUUUAACGGUGGAAAAGAUUCGACCGUUUUGUUGCACCUCCUUCGAGCAGGCUACUAUUUGCAUUGCAAGAAAAUGUUCGCUGAGGAUGAUGGAAGAACAUUUCCAAUACGAACGAUCUAUUUCGAGAGCCCGUCUACUUUCCCUGAAAUCAACUCAUUCACUUAUGGCAUAGCUUCUAUCUACAAUUUGCAGAUGGAUAUAAGUCGUUUAGAUUUCAAGUCGGGCUUGGAGGCUCUUUUUAAAGCCAAACCAAUCAGAGCUAUUUUCCUCGGUGUUCGAAUUGGCGAUCCUACUGCUGUGGGGCAAGAGCAGUUUUCACCAAGCUCACCCGGUUGGCCGACUUUCAUGAGGGUGAAUCCCAUCUUGGACUGGUCAUAUAGGUUUGGCACUGUUGAGGAUCGUAUGGGAUUCGUUCUUCGCAAAAAACUCCAGUCCGUAGGCUGGGCCGUUUCACAUUUUUCUGUUACAAGAAAUGAUGUUGACUCUGUUGCAGAUGAAGUCGAGCAACAAAAGCUUACUAAUGAUGUGGUAUUCAUAUAUGGAGGGGUUGGCCCAUUGCCUUCAGAUGUAACUUUAGCCGGUGUCGCUAAAGCAUUUGGUGUUCGUACGGCCCCCGAUGAAGAAUUCGAAGAAUAUUUGAGGCAUCUGAUUGAGGAAAAAUGCACUGGAGAUAGGAAUGAGAUGGCUCAGUUACCCGAAGGCAUCACCGAAUUGUUGCAUCACGAUAAACUGAGUGUACCUUUAAUCAAGUGCCGAAAUGUCGUAAUUCUAACCUCAACAAAUGCUGCUGAACUGGAAAACGAAUGGAAAUGUUUGACUGAGUUGAUGAGCCCCAACUGGCCUUUAGUAAUUGCAGAACUUUUUUCUUCAAAGAGAGUGGCAAUAUCUCUUUCAGAUGGGAGGCCCUCUAAUCAUCUCGUUUCAAGGAAAGGUAGAUUUUCGGAUAACGAAAGGCUAAGAGCAGCUGAAGAAACAUUCUGCAGGAGGUUUCAUCCACAAGCAGUGUCUGUAGUUGACUAA
This is a messenger RNA of Striga asiatica, 1143 nucleotides long. The record is from the annotation of a GenBank genome assembly. NCBI's taxonomy places the organism in Eukaryota, Viridiplantae, Streptophyta, Magnoliopsida, Lamiales, Orobanchaceae.